This is a messenger RNA of Rhinocladiella mackenziei CBS 650.93, 456 nucleotides long. RefSeq lists its product as uncharacterized. The coding region runs from base 1 to 456 and encodes 151 amino acids. Lineage: Eukaryota; Fungi; Ascomycota; Eurotiomycetes; Chaetothyriales; Herpotrichiellaceae. The transcript has a single exon. The record is from RefSeq and is a predicted model, not a curated record.
AUGAUUUUUGGACUCAAGGGAGUUGAUCUGGCGAAUAAUUUUGAGCUGAUUCGUGGCUUGAGAUAUUCGGGAAACUUCCGAGGCGAUGCUUGUGAGACUGCUAUCUUAGGUGUUCGAACAGUGGAAGCGAUGUACCACAAGACCGUUCUGCAAGAUUGGACAAGAGAGGUUCUGUCUAUCCCAUGGAAUCCUCAUGGGAAAGGAACCACCCUCUCCGAGUACAAAUACUAUCGCAGUUUGACAGCGACCACUCCUUCGAGAAUUCCAGCCGUUCGAGUCUCUUGCACACCCGCGCAAAACCUAUCCCGGUCUGAUUCGAAAGUCAGAGUUCCGUUCCUCGAACCAAAUGGCUGCUCAGGCGGCUCACAGAUGUCCCAAUUUGUUGAAUUCGACAUGUCCAACAACUCUUCGACCAACAACAUACAUGCUACCUGGGGCCGAUUAGUGGCAUGGUGA